Molecule: messenger RNA, 270 nt
Organism: Spirometra erinaceieuropaei
Lineage: Eukaryota; Metazoa; Platyhelminthes; Cestoda; Diphyllobothriidea; Diphyllobothriidae
Source: the annotation of a GenBank genome assembly
AUGAAGAAGAAGAACAAGAAGAAGAAGGGGGAGAAGAAGAAGAAGGUGGAGAAGAAGAAGAAGAAGAAGAAGGACGAGAUGAAGAAGAAGACAGAGAAGAAGAAGAAGAAGAAGAAGAUGAGGAAAAAUUGGAAGAGGUGGAAAAAGAUGAAUAGGGCGGAGAAGACGAAGAAGAUGAAGAAGAAGAUAAAAAAGAAGAAGAAGAAGGGGGAGUUCAAGAAGAAAAAAAAGGAGGAGAAGAAUGAGAAUGGGGAAAGUAGAAGAAAAUAA